This is a messenger RNA of Stylonychia lemnae, 1989 nucleotides long. The record is from the annotation of a GenBank genome assembly. NCBI's taxonomy places the organism in Eukaryota, Ciliophora, Spirotrichea, Sporadotrichida, Oxytrichidae.
AUGUAAGUCUAGUAACUCUAAAAUCAGCUAAAAUUUACUAUUAGCGAUAACUCCCCAAAUGCAUCUUCUCAUUAUCUCAUUACCUCUCUGGCAUCCCAAGUUUAAACCUUAAACUUAGCAAGUUAGCUGAGAAGUCCAACUAAAAACGUAUCCCUAGUUAGUGAUAUGAAUCAAUCAUAGAGCUAGACUCCUGUUUUUGAACUCACAAAAAGAGAUAGAGCUGAAAGCAAUAAUAUGAAUGAUGACGGCAGACAGAGACUAUUUUCAGAUGUGAGUAAUAAUUCCAAGGGUAUAUCUAACAAGGAAUAGAUGUACAUUUACCACUCUUCCUUCGCAGGAGGCCGCAAAACAACCUACUGGGCUGGAGAGGGAGGCAAAAAGGAAAGUUAUCCAGAUACCUCUUAUAAUGUCACUAACCCUAGUUAUAAAAAUGAGUCCAAAAAUAAAAAUUAAAUUGACAACUUCAAGAGCUCAGGAUUUUCUUCAACUAAUAAUGUUCUUAUUAAAAAUGCAAAUGGGCUGAAGCUAAAGAUAUCUAGAAACAUCCAGGAUUAUAAAAUCAGAGGUAGAUCUAGACUAGAAUCGGAAUUAUCUAAAUAAAAAGCACACAAGAAUAAUAUUGCCAUCAAGCUCAAUGAUCUCAACAGGUAACUGGAUGAGUAACUUUAGCGGAAAAAUGAUGGGAGGGUAUCAAGAAAUCAGCAUCUAAAGGAUGAAAGCCAAAAUUAAUAUGAUAACUCAUAUUUUCAGACUAUGCAUUCUAAUAAGUAAAACAAGAGAAGUGGGCUUAGUACAAGAAACUCGUCUUUUAAUAAUAGGCUGACUCAUUAGCAAUCAAGAUCACAAUUGUAGUCUUAAUCUGAAAAUUACGACCUUCCAACUAUCUCAAACACACCAUUAGAUCUUGAGAAAUAUAAGAUCAAGGAUAGAAGUGCUUCAAGAGGUCCCAUUAGUAGCAUGAAGACCAUUGAUAGCAUCUAUACUAUUAAAAUGAGUGAUAAUAAUGCUGGUUUGUAGAAUGUACCUAAAGUUGAAUUCACAACUAAUAAGCUCUAAAAUGAUAGAUAUCUACACAUUAACGAUUAAUCUGGGUCUAGGCCUGAGCCCAGCACUUUUAUUAACCAGAGCAUUGAUGCAAGCAAUAAAGAUGUUAAGGAAGUAAUAAGAUCAAAGACCAUUUAAUCUCAAAGAAUCAAUACAUUAAGAAAGUAAUCUACUAAUAGAGAGGAGAUUCAAGUUGGCAUCAACUCUGCCAAACUAAGUAAGAACUCUAAGUUCAGUAAAUUAUACCAAUAACUACUCAAAAAGAGAGAGUAAGAUCUACAUGAUCCAAACAGUGCUUUGUAUUACUUACAGAGCAAGUACUAUAUGAAUAAUUAUAAUGCACUUUAAGGGCUAGAAUCUAGAGAUGUAAGAUUCCCUUUAUUUAAGCUGGUUAAAGAGCUACAGUAGUAAAACUUUCACAGUGUCGAUAAGAUUGAUAAGAAACUCAAGCAUUCACUCAGAUAAAAUAACUACUUCAAGCAAGUAAAUCUUGUGAAGUAAGAGAACAUGCUUCCUCAUCGUUUCAUUGUCAAUCAAGAUGGAUCAGUUUACAAGAAACUAUAUGCAAGUUAGAGUGGAGAAUUUGAUUAUUAGCAAAAUGAGAAUCUUUAAGUUAACAAGAUAUUUGAAUCUACAAGGAAUGACGUCUUACUAAUAUAGGAUUAAUCGAAUAGAUCUGUUUAGAAUUAGGAUAAGUCCACUGUCAAACUUAAUUCAAGGAACAAGACAAACAACCUGACUAGUUCUAAGACUGGUGUGGGGACUGGAGCAAAGUAAGAAAUGUAAUUGUGGGCUAGUUUUGAUAAUGAUUUCAAUUAAAAGCUUUUGAAAAUGGAUGGUGUCUCCAAAUACCAAUACUAUUCUAAGAAUCCGAUGUUGAACUACUGCAAGUAUCUAUUUGACCGAGAGAGAGUAAUAUCUUCUUAUUUCAGAUACAAUUAAUGA